Messenger RNA from Sinocyclocheilus rhinocerous, 537 nucleotides. Its product is annotated as protein lifeguard 3-like. NCBI's taxonomy places the organism in Eukaryota, Metazoa, Chordata, Actinopteri, Cypriniformes, Cyprinidae. The record is from RefSeq and is a predicted model, not a curated record. The transcript is spliced from 4 exons. The coding region runs from base 76 to 447 and encodes 123 amino acids.
CUGAGUUCUUUACGUAGAGCAGAACAAGUUCAUGCAGUCCCGUUGCUGAGGUCACAGCAAACGUGGGAUAUCACAAUGUCAAAGUCAGAUCCCCCUCCAAGUUAUGAAGAGUCAAGAGAGCAGCAGCAUGGAAACUAUCCGUUCCCUCCCUGCGGAUAUCCUGCCCAGCCAGGGGUGUACACGGGCCCGGGACAGCCUGGCAUACACCCUCAGGCAGGGCUUUGGCAGGGCCGUGGAUACUGCCCUUCAGCAAUGCCAUCUAUGAUGCCGUCCUUUAUAACACCAGGGAUAUUUUCCUCCAACCUAUCAGAUGCAGAGGGCAUUUCAGCAACUGGCGUAUGGGACAGCAUGAGUGUUCGACAUGCCUUCAUUAGAAAGGUUUACCUUAUUUUAGCCGUCCAGCUGUUAAUCACUACUUCAAUCAUUGCGGUGUUCACGUUUGUGUGAGUACAACAAAUCCACAAAACAACUGAACUUUUAUGAACUGAAUGUAAUACACUAUACAUACUAAUGUAAUGAAAUGGGUGUUUACAUAAA